This is a messenger RNA of Bicyclus anynana (squinting bush brown), 1639 nucleotides long. Its product is annotated as macrophage mannose receptor 1. The record is from RefSeq and is a predicted model, not a curated record. The transcript is spliced from 13 exons. Lineage: Eukaryota; Metazoa; Arthropoda; Insecta; Lepidoptera; Nymphalidae. Bases 28 to 1533 code for a protein of 501 amino acids.
GGAUAAUCCUCGCGAAGCUAAGUCGCGAUGUGUCCCAUUUUGAUAAAGUUUGUGUUGAUUUUGACAUUGCAGUACUGUAGCGGUAGUUUUAAUGAACAGUAUAGAGUUCCCCGCGCAACAUCGGACCUCUGGGAAGCCUUUGUGUUCCAGGGUCGGGAGUACGUGAUCCAGGACCUGCCGGUCAGUUGGGAGGACGCCAGGAUACUGUGUCGAGGACACCACAACGGUACGCUUGCUGUGUUGGAUACCAGAGAGAAGGCGGACUUUUUGGCUGAAGCACUGUCAGAACUGCAGUUUUCGAUAGAGUCGGUGUGGGUGGGCGCGCGGCGGCGCUCGGCGGAGGACCCCGAGGGGUAUCGCUGGGGCGAGGGCCUGGAGCUGAGCAGGACGGCUGCCGACGUGCUGGCCGACGAGAUGGACGAUAGCGGACACUACCCCUUGUGGUUGAAUAGAACACGCGUGCCCGUGCCAGUGGGCGGGGCGGACUGCGUGGCGCUGGAGCGAGUUCGGCACGACGCACCAGUGUUCCUCGACUUGCCUUGUCACCUCCAGAGGCCCUUCGUGUGCGAGCGUGAGGCUUUGGCGCAGACCAGAGUCCAAGAACUGAAGUCAGUCCGCUGCCGCAGGGGCCUGUACCGCGUGUACGACGGCAGGCUGGACUGGCACCAGGCCGCCGCCUACUGCGUGCUCAGGAGUAUGGCGUUAGCCAACAUAGCGUCAAUGAAAUGUCUGAAGAAGAUAGGACUUACUAUGUUGAAGUCUAGACCGAGUAUAGAGGGCGCAUGGGUGGGCGGUCGAGGAACCCUGGGCCAGUGGACGUGGGUCGACAGCGGACUGAGCAUCUUCAGCCCUUCGGCAGCUGCUGAUGAUGCACUGGAAUGGCCGCCCAUGAGGGACAGAUCUGCAAUAAAACAAAAUGGCUGCCUACAAAUAGACAGACACGAAACCCGCGAUCCAGUAUUUAUGGAAGCGCGCUGUGAAAGGAAAAUGCAGUUCAUAUGUUAUCAAGGAGCGCCAACUCAACCAAAAUUGACAGCGACACCUAGCGAUGACAAUUAUUACUACGUGCUUGUUAGACAACUUUUCUAUUGGCAGCACGCUUUUGAAAACUGUUUAAAAUUAAACGGUUCCCUCGCUACCAUAGACAGUAAUGAUAAACUUGUACAACUGCUGUUGGUUAUGGGCGAAAAUAAUGACCAACCAAUCGAACACAUUUGGAUCUCAGGCCGCCUGAACAUGACAAAAGAAGUCGUGAGUGAUAAAGUAACAUACUACUGGCAAAGUCCAGAUACUGGCAGAAUAAUUCCAGAUCCUAAGAGUUUCGGUGAAGCUUCUAAAGGGAUUUAUAUGCCGCCAUGGCUGGAUGAAGAUUUCACAAUGGACAGUCCUUGCCUCAACCUGGAUAGACAGGACCAUUUGAAGGGUUUGGUCUACGGACUGCCGUGCGAUACUCCGCAGUAUUCUAUAUGUAUGAUAGAAAAAUUCUCACCAAAACCAGUGGUUGACAACAGCACAGUGGAAGUUGAAUCUUAGUGACCUAAUCUAAUCUCUGCUAUUGUCCUCAUGUUACUUGUACCGACUCUUUAAAGGUCCUAAUAGAGAAAUUUUAACAUAUUUUAAAUAAAAAUUAUUAAAUAAU